Messenger RNA from Paramuricea clavata, 1475 nucleotides. The record is from the annotation of a GenBank genome assembly. Lineage: Eukaryota; Metazoa; Cnidaria; Anthozoa; Malacalcyonacea; Plexauridae.
GAAUUCAACAUGCCUAUGAGGAAUUAUUGUAAUGACGAAAGUCUACCGAUCUUUGAACAAGACAAGAAAGAGCGAUACACGCCAAUGGAGGCUAUGGAGAUUUUAACUGAUAAGAAUAUUGACAAUGUACCAAAGUGUACCAAGGUGCCUCUGAGAGUGAGAGCUAAUAGAACCUUUCUUAUGGACACUACAAAGUAUAAGCAAUGGGAAGAUAUCAAAAGUGACAUGAUGGCUCUUAUCCAUAUGUUCUCCGAACAAAGCACAUGGACCCUUAACAUUGAGGAAUAUCCUCCAUCUCAAGUCCAGUACAAUAUCAUCAGCAGGAAAAGCAAGAAGCUCAAAUAUGAUGGACAGUAUCAUCUAAAGUUUAAUUUGAAGAAAAAUCAUGCAGGCUUGUGUAGGUCCAUCAUAUUGCUUCUUGGCUAGUCAGGAGCUGUACUGAAUAAUGUUUGCUUGUUGCAAUAUCACAUAAGUACUGGCGAAGAUACUGUUGAGUUUGAAGUUAAAAGCCAUGGUUCUUCAAAAGAGAAAAAGCCGUUCUAUCCUUGCGAAAAAAGUGUUUUGAACACCAUUAAAGAACGAGUAGCCAAACAGCCAGCAAGUACUGUGUACGAAGAUGUGAAAAAAGAAGCUGGUGGACCAUCGAAACCAAGGAACAUCGGUCAACUUCCUCGAUCAAGGCAACAGGUUUAUCACCUCAGCCACUUGCACAAAACUGCAAUAGAUCCCAUUGACAAGCUACUUAAAUAUGCAAAGGAAACCGAAGAGAAAAUCGUAAUUUCUCAUCAUGACUUACCCGAGGACUUAUGGAUUCUUGGAACAGACCAAAUGUCCAAAGAUCUUUAUCGGUUUAGUACAAGUGAAUUGCUUUCUUAUCCAUUAAGUGUGGACCCAACAUUUUCCUUUGGAAAAUAUGAAGUCACUCCAUUUUCUUAUAGACAUUUCUGAAGUCCAAAAGAACUCAAGUUCCUCCUGUUUUUACUGGCCCUACAGCUUUGCACCACUCAAAGACAAAAGCAACUUUCAAGAAAAUUGUGGAUGAAGUUACAUCUGCAUCUCCUGAUCUUGCAAACAAAGCAGAGAGCUUUAUAACGGACGGUGACUUACCUUUGCAUGAAAGUCUGGAAGAAUGCCUGAAACACGCCAAAGGUCUCCGUUGUUUCAUCCAUUUUAAAAGAAAUUGUAUAGACAAACUAAGCGAACUUGGCAGAAAAGAAAAGAAACAACAAGAAUUUUUUCUUCAAACUGUGUUUGGCAAACAAGAUAAAGAAGAAGGCAUCCUUGACGCAUGGGGAAAAAGAGACCUUAGAGCAAGACUGGACUCAGUAAAAGAUGAUUUAGAUAAGGAGAGGGAGGUUUUAAAGAAAGGAGAUAAUUACGAGUCACAGUUCUGGGUGUACCUGAACAAGAAUUCUGUUAUGUUUUGGAAGGAAUAUGAUUGCAAAAGCUCACGCGAAAGCAGGACUUCCACUUGA